AUGUCCACAAACGUUGGUCCCGAGUCCUCCAGAGUGGUCUGUCCGAACUGUCAUCUGGAGAUGAUGUCGCGCACGGAGGGCCAUGCCACGACAAGAACACACAUUUUAGCCCUAAUCAUGUGCCUGACACUUUUGUGGCCCUGCGCCGCCUGCUUGUAUUGCACGGACUGUGCCCGCAACGUGGAUCACUAUUGCUCCUCUUGCAACACCUUUCUUGGCACCUACGAACGCUAAGCUCAACUGAUGUAUGCUCAUAUUUUGAAUAAAGAAAUCCAGAACUCGGAAUAUAUCUAAAUUAAA
Messenger RNA from Drosophila virilis, 300 nucleotides. RefSeq names its product lipopolysaccharide-induced tumor necrosis factor-alpha factor. The record is from RefSeq and is a predicted model, not a curated record. Gene Ontology annotation, molecular function: zinc ion binding. NCBI's taxonomy places the organism in Eukaryota, Metazoa, Arthropoda, Insecta, Diptera, Drosophilidae.